UUUUGAGAGCGGAUUAAUAAAAAUAGCCCCAAGAUUGAAGGCGGUUGUUCGUCCGUGCAAGCAUUCAGCUGACAGAACUGCAAAUAAAACAUUUAAUUUUAUUGAUUUUACAAAAUGGCAUCUUUAACUGAAGUUUCCUCGAAUAAAUCAUUUGGUGGUCAACAAAAGGUUUUCUCUCAUGAAAGCACAGAAUUAAAAUGUACAAUGAAGUUUGGGGUAUAUUUACCUCCUGCAGCAUCUGGUGGUAAAGUUCCUGUUAUCUACUGGUUGUCAGGAUUGACGUGUACAGAGCAGAAUUUUGUAACGAAAGCAGGAGCUCAGAAAUAUGCUGCUGACCAUAGUUUGAUCAUCGUUUCUCCAGAUACUAGCCCACGUGGUGUAAAUAUAGAAGGAGAAGAUGAUAGUUAUGAUUUUGGAUCCGGAGCAGGAUUCUAUGUUGAUGCUACUCAAGAUAAAUGGCAGACUAACUAUAGAAUGUAUUCUUAUAUCACUCAGGAGCUUCCCGCAUUAAUUAAUGAAAAUUUUCCCACCAUACCAGACAAAAAAUCUAUUAUGGGUCAUAGUAUGGGUGGUCAUGGAGCUUUAAUAUGUACGUUAAAGAACCCUGGUAAAUACUGUUCUGUUAGUGCAUUCUCACCAAUAUGUAAUCCUGUUAAUUGUCCAUGGGGUCAGAAAGCUUUUAAUGGAUAUCUUGGUGCAGAUCAAGCUGUUUGGAAGGCCUAUGAUGCAUGUGAACUAGCUCGACAGUAUAAUGGCCCAGCAUUAGAUAUUUUAGUGGACCAGGGAAAAGCUGAUAACUUCUUGACACAAAAACAACUUUUACCAGAAAACUUGGUGGAGGUUUGUAGUGAGAAGAAAAUACCCAUCACAUUGAGAAUGCAGGAGGAUUAUGACCACAGUUAUUUCUUCAUUGCAUCAUUUAUAGAAGAUCAUAUUCAACAUCACGCAAAACACCUGAAGGCUUAAAAUCGUGGUACAACAUUACCUAAUCUUUAUAUGAUUUAUUCACGUAUAAAGUCAAUAAUUUUACAAUCAUAUUUACAAAAUGAAUGUUUCAAAGAAAUAAGACGAUUCUAAAAGAUUGAUUUGUAUGUAAUGAACAGAAAUAUCCUAUUUACAUAAUGAAUGUUGCAAUGUAAAUGAAAUAAGACUAUUCUAAAAGAUUGGUUUGGAUUUAAUGAACGUAAUUAUUCUUUUGUGCCGGUGACCCUAUUAUUGUUGAUAGAUUAAUCAUGUAGGAUAUAGCAUUUAGCUUGAACACCGUGUUUCAGUUCAAGAAAGUAUAUGAUGAGUAUGAUGAUUUACAUCAUUGACCAUGACAGUGCUAUUUUUAAUUUGUAUUCACAUUUAGAUGUUAUCAAUGGCUAGACCUAUUUGAUAAGGCCAACUUCAAGUUUGGUCAAAGGUCACGAGAUGUAAACAGGGCUGGCGCUAAUCCCAACCCUGGACCUAGCCCCAAUGCUUACCCUAACCCUCACCUACAAUUUCGCCAACAAUCACGUGCCCUAACCCUAUUUACAUCUCAGUGACCGUGAUGAAAAUUGAGCUGGCCUUAAAAAAUAGAUUUAGCCAUUAUCAAUGCACAUAUAAAAUGGAGUGUUCAAAAAUACAAUUUAUGUUGAUUAUAUUUUAAUAUACAUGUAUGGUGUUACGGAGGUAAAAUAUGAUACAUGAAAUGGAAUAAAUAAUGUUUUAAUUUUAAUCAGAUUGUCUGUUACAGCAAUGCUCAAUAAAUGAUUUAUAGAAGUUCUGGCCCCAAGUUCACAAAAUAUUACUCAAAAUUGUUUGCCUUUUUUUAACUAAAAUAUAGCCCUUUAUAUAACGCUUUUGUUGUUUUAAUGUUUCAAAUACAUCAAUAAGAAACUAUGUGCAAAGUUUUGUUUUUCUGGAACAAAGAUAUUUCUAAUAAACACUAAACAGAAUGCUUGGUGAACUUGGGGGCAAGGACUGGUAGAAGUGUUGAAGAAAUUUGUAUAAAACUCCACUGAUUCAUACGAUUGAUAUGAAAUAAAAUAAUAUACAAUCUU
Patella vulgata (common limpet) is the source of this 2027-nucleotide messenger RNA. RefSeq names its product S-formylglutathione hydrolase. The coding region runs from base 115 to 966 and encodes 283 amino acids. NCBI's taxonomy places the organism in Eukaryota, Metazoa, Mollusca, Gastropoda, Patellidae. Gene Ontology annotation, biological process: formaldehyde catabolic process. Gene Ontology annotation, molecular function: S-formylglutathione hydrolase activity. Gene Ontology annotation, cellular component: cytosol. The record is from RefSeq and is a predicted model, not a curated record. The transcript is spliced from 10 exons.